Molecule: messenger RNA, 1160 nt
Organism: Folsomia candida
Lineage: Eukaryota; Metazoa; Arthropoda; Collembola; Entomobryomorpha; Isotomidae
Exons: 5
Coding region: 85-972 (295 amino acids)
Biological process (GO): cellular response to calcium ion
Cellular component (GO): plasma membrane
Molecular function (GO): calcium-dependent phospholipid binding
Source: RefSeq, a predicted model, not a curated record
CUGCCAAAAUAAGACGCAGAACAGUUAACAUAUUAAUUAUAUGUACACAGAGUACAUCCACACUUCAAUUGGUUGUAGUUAUAUAUGAUUAACUUUUCUGCAAAAAAUAUUAGAAAUAUGAAAUACACAUUUCCACUAAUUCUCCUAAUUUCUCUUUCCUUUGCUCUGACAAGGGCACAAAAUGAAGGAAGUCACUUUACAAAUUUAUACUUUACCGUUUCUGGCAGGAAUCUUCCAUCCAACGGUAACCCUUACCUCCUUAUCUAUCAUGUCCACGAUGACAGCUCAACGAACCUCGGAAAAACUUUGGGGGUGAAGGAUAACCCAAACCCAGAAUGGAAUAAGGUCUUCAAAGCGAAAUAUUUUCAUGGGGAAAAUGUUCAGAACCAGAGGCUAUUCGUGCAAGUAAAAGGGUUACAGAACACAGCAAAUGUCUUCGUCGAACUUUCAUCCUACAUGGAGAGUGGUCAAAACCUGAGCAUCCCAUUAACAGGGGAGUAUUCCGGGUCAUCUCUUAUCUUACAGGGAACGACGCCAUUCUACUUCAGCCUUCAAGUCAACAACAUUCCUGCCACGGACUUUAACUGGUGGGGGGUCAGAACAGGGCUAAGUGACCCUUACAUAAAUUGCUACUUCUUCUCCGCCUCCGACCCUUGGGAUGCGCAAAGGUCAAAAUUCCAUGAAACAACUGUCGUCCGGAAUGUUCACGACGCAUCCUGGUGGGAUCAGCCGAUCGAGUAUCUCAAUUACGUUAAGGGAAAGGGACAGAAAUUCCUUUUGGAAGUGAUGGAUCACGACCACAUGAGCAAAGAUGACUUCUUAGGGGAAGCAAUAAUUGAUGUAGACGAGUUCGUGAGACAUGAAGCCAUUUUAAUUACUCCAUUGUUAAAUACCCCAAAGAUAGGGCAAGCCGGUCAAAACAUCACAUUAACAGUGAAAUGGGAAGGUUGGGCUCAACUAACGGAACCGUAGAGACGAUUUCCAGUCGUUUAUAAUAUAUUAAAACCAAGAUUGUAAUGCACUAAAUCAAUUGGUAUCAAAUGUAUUUACAUAUUUACAUUUAUGUUUACACAAAGCGUGCAUAACUUAUCUCUUGGCACAAUUUAAAUAUGCAAAAUUAUGUAAGAUUUAAAAUAAAUAAGUAUAAAUGAGCCUUUGGA